Molecule: messenger RNA, 2414 nt
Organism: Ipomoea nil (Japanese morning glory)
Lineage: Eukaryota; Viridiplantae; Streptophyta; Magnoliopsida; Solanales; Convolvulaceae
Exons: 2
Coding region: 203-1909 (568 amino acids)
Molecular function (GO): protein binding
Source: RefSeq, a predicted model, not a curated record
CUCUGACUCUGACUAAAACCCCACACCCCCGCCUGGAUUUUCUCACUUUCGCCAUCUUUACGGAAUUCACUCUUCUUCUUCUUCUUCUUCUUCUUCUUCUUCUUCUAUGCGUCGCUGCUAUUCAGUAUUCAUCCCUCCGGUUCUAAUCCGGGGAGUUUAGGCCGGUUUUUGUUUGGUUUGGCCGGAGGAGAGAGAGGGAAGAAUGAUUUCUGCUAGCACCGAACAGCCGCCGCCGUCCACGGCGGAUACUCUUGACAAGAUAGUCCUCCUCCUUUCCCAGCUCCUCCCUUCCUCUCUUUCUAUCAAGUCUUUCUCCUCCCGCUGGCAGGUUAUUCGUUCCAAGCUCGCUACGUUGAAAUCGCUUCUUGCGGAAAUCUCGGAGUCUCCCCGGUGGUCUGACAACUCAUUGCUUCCCACUCUCCUGCCGAGUCUCCUGUCCACGCUCCAGCGAGUCGACGCCCUCUGCCGCCAGUGCUCCGAUGCUUCCUUCACUCCCGGGAAGCUGCUUAUGCAGUCCGACCUUGACAUGGCCGCCGGCUGGCUGUCCAAGCAAAUUCAUCACCUCGACCUCCUCUGCCGCUCCGGCGUGCUUCGGCAGUCCACGGCUAUUGUCCUCUCCCACCCCUCCUCCGCCUCCACCCGGGAAGAUUUAGUGCUGUUCAUCAGAGACCUCUUCACUCGCCUCCAGAUCGGCGGCGCCGAGUUCAAGAAGAAGGCGUUGGAGUCGCUCGUCCAGCUUCUCUCCGGCGACGAGAAAUUGGCGGGAGUUGUGGCCAAGGAAGGACGGAUAGGAUACUUGAUAAAUCUUCUCGACCUCAAUGCAGAUCCCGUAAUAUGCGAGCAGGCAGUUAUGGCGGUCUCCAUGCUUGCUUCCUCGAGCAACCAGGCCAGAAAUUGCGUGUUUGAAGAAGGCGGAUUAGGGCCGCUUCUGAGAGUAAUCGACUCCGGUUCAAUGACCAUGAAGGAAAACGCCGCCCUGGCCGUGGAGUGCCUAACAAGUGAUCCCGAAAAUGCCUGGGCGGUUUCGGCGUACGGCGGCGUUCCUGUACUAACGGAGCUUUGUAAAUCCGGCUCCGUUUUAGCUCAAAUCCACGGCGUCGGAGCAAUACGAAACGUAUGCACUAACGAAGACGUCCGGAUUGCAUUAGCCGAUGAAGGAGCCAUCCCCGUUUUGCUGCAAUUGAUGGUUUCAGGAAAGGAAUUGGCGCAAGAAAAGGCGGCAAAUUCCGUCGCAACCCUAGCUUCUUCCGGCGAGUAUUACCGCGAUUUGUUACUCAAGGAAAAGGGACUGUACAAAUUGCUUCAUGUUCUACAAGAAUCCGCCGCCUCCGAAACCGUCGAACACGUCUUGCGGGCAAUCCAUUCCCUCUCUGCCUGCGAACAGACAUCACGGCGUCUCUCAUCCUCCACCACUUUCAUUGUUCAAUUAUCAGAGCUCAUAAAGCAUGGCACCAUGAUGUUACAGUACAUUUCUGCAUCAUUGCUUGCAAAUUUACCCAUUAGUGAGGGGAACAAGAGAGCCAUUGCAGGGUGUAUGGGUUCUCUGGUGAAGCUAAUGCAGUCUGCUAAGCCCGACGGGCUCCAGGAGGUCGCCACGAACGCAUUAGCAUCCUUAUUGACUGUGAAGUCUAAUCGAAAGGAUAUCGUGAGGGACGAGAAGAGUGUAAUGCUGCUGACACAAAUGCUGGAUCCAAAGAGUGAUUUGGUCUCAAAGAAGUUCCCGGUGGCCGUGGUGGCAGCAGUCAUGGCCGGAGGGAGUAAGGGCUGCAGAAAGCGGCUUAUGGCAGCCGGAGUUCAUGCACAUUUGCAGAGGCUGACUGAGAUGGAGGUUCCCGGGGCCAGAAAGGCCUUGCAGAGACUCUCUGGAAAUCGACUCAAGAACAUAUUCACCCGAACAUGGUUAGAAUGAUCAGCCAAGCAACUAACCUCUACCACCAUAGUUUGUUUGGAUCUUCCUAACUGUCAGCGCGGGAAUUAACUUGUUUCCUGCACAACUACAAGACUCGAGCAAACACAGACUCGGUACACCCUAAAUUUCUCCUUACAGUACAUUAUCUAGAAAAAAAAAAAACAAAAUCAAAUUUUCAAAAUUAAUUUUAUUCUAAAUCACAUGACCAAUGGCAUGGAUGCCUGUUUUUUUAGGGAGUAUCCUUGUUUUUUUUUCUUUUUUUAAAUCUUUAAUUGUUUGAUCAUGUGGAGCUUGUAAGUGUGUGACAGUUUUGUUUUCUUCCCCAUUUCUCUAGUUUUUGUUGAAUAAUGUACAUCCAAGGCUGCUUUUGCUUCUUCUUUUAUGAAGCUCUAUUUGAAAGUGUGUAACUGUGUUGUGUCACUUCAUAUUGUGGAGAAAUAUGUAAAAUUUUCACCUUUACAUUCUAGUAUCAUGUAUUAAAUAUUACUGUUACAAACUUAUGUCA